Molecule: messenger RNA, 1521 nt
Organism: Drosophila rhopaloa
Lineage: Eukaryota; Metazoa; Arthropoda; Insecta; Diptera; Drosophilidae
Exons: 2
Coding region: 86-1210 (374 amino acids)
Source: RefSeq, a predicted model, not a curated record
UCUAAAACUGAACGGUUUGUUUUUAUUUUGGUGUGCGACUAGCAUUUUUUAGAGACCCAGCAGUUUUGUUGAAAUAGACUUAAAUAUGUCUCUGUCGGUCGACAAUAAUAAGUCCUUGCUAAGGAAGGGAGACAUGAAACUGGAUAACUAUCCCACAUGUGCGGUGGAGGCACUUACUCGAUUGGAAACAUUAAUCGCCAGCCGGAACAAACAGAAUAUGGUGAUGCAAAUCAUAUCCGAGUACAUAUUCCUGGAGAGAACCGCCAAGGAUGGCGAUGUUCGAAACAAGUCGCAGGCACUGCCCAUCAGCCAGAUGAAUCUGUUUCAGGAGUUCCAGCUUAUUAUUGCGCUGAUUGAGUACUUCUCGCGACCAGGAAGGGAUGCCACCCGCAAUGCCAUCUUCCUCUCGCUAUUUGGAAGCCACUUAAAUCCGCAACGAUCCAAGCUGCUAUCCCGGCUGAUCAGUACAGCGGUUUCCGGAUCCGUGGCCCCCCUGCUCUCCUCGGCCGGCACGUGGAUGCAACAGGUGGGCUGCAAGACGCCACUCAGCCUGGAGGUGGCCCAGAAUAUAGUCAGUGAUUUCAUCUCGUACUCCCGGAAAACGCCGGAGCAGCUGAAGCAGCUGCCCAUGGUUGGUCCGCACUUUGCGGCCAACUUCAUGGUGGCCGUAGCGGAUCUGUAUCUCAAUGAGCAGCGUUCGCAGUCCCUGAAUCCCCCGCCUGAUGCACUGCUAGAUACUAUUACCGAGUGGAUGACAGAAAAUCCUACGUUGUGUCAGGCCUCGCAGCAGCCUUUGGUCCUGCCAGCCGGAGCUAUAGCCAUGCCGUUUGCCACUCCCUUAGCUGGUCUGCUGCGUUGGGUGGUCCUGGCUCCUUUGGUCUCCAACCGGACUGCCUACAGUAAUCUGCAUCUUUCCCUACUGCGGGCCCUGCAGCAACUUGUAAGUAGCGGAGAAUCAACGGCCCUGCCCAGUCAGGACCUUAUGCAGAUCGUUAAAUCCCUGCAGAACUAUUGCGCACGGCUGGGGGAGUCUAAAACGAAUCCCGAAGCGGAUGCUGCCUACCAGAAGUGCAUGGAGCGAUUUGCACAAGCCGUGCAAAUCGCCCUGAGUUCCAACUGCAUUAGCAAUCAGAUACAGCUGCUGUGCGUCCUGGAAUCGCUACCUCCACACAAGCUGAUGAAAAUCGUUAUUUCAGCACAUAAAAAAUAGAAAAUGUAGUUAUUAUAAAAUAUGUUUGGUAAAAGUAAGUUGGCCUACAUUUUUUUGCAAUAUUCUGGUUUACUUAUUACGAAAUUUGAUGAUAAAUUAUGAUGAUGGGCAAAUAAGUUUAGUAAGAAAUAGGGUGUUAAAAUGGUAGUUUAGGAUAAGCUAACUGGUAUUUCUGUUAAUUAUAUUAAAUUAAAAAUACAACUUUUAUCUUUACCAAUCUAAACAAUCCAAAAAUCUUUUUAAUCAAUCGAUAAAGUGUUGCUUAUAGAUAAGAAAAACCAACUUCAAAGAAUAAAGUUUUUUAAGAUUGA